Messenger RNA from Aspergillus udagawae, 1686 nucleotides. RefSeq lists its product as uncharacterized. Gene Ontology annotation, molecular function: zinc ion binding; DNA binding; DNA-binding transcription factor activity, RNA polymerase II-specific. The record is from RefSeq and is a predicted model, not a curated record. Gene Ontology annotation, biological process: DNA-templated transcription; regulation of DNA-templated transcription; response to xenobiotic stimulus. The transcript has a single exon. The coding region runs from base 1 to 1686 and encodes 561 amino acids. Lineage: Eukaryota; Fungi; Ascomycota; Eurotiomycetes; Eurotiales; Aspergillaceae.
AUGCCUACGUCUGCACAACUGAAGCGGAAGCGCUCCCGGGUGGCCUGUGAGCCAUGCCGGGAGCGGAAAAGGAAAUGCAACGGAGGGAACCCCUGUAUGACAUGUGUGAACUGGGGUUACGAAUGUUUCUAUGAGGGGCAUUUCGAACCGAAAAUCUCACGCUUAUCCGAGUCUGCAAGGCCGACAUUGCUAGAGGAGCCGCCUGCCGAACGCCUCAGCCAAGGAAGGGAACCGGCAGAACUCCAAAAUGUUUUCCGAUGUAUUGAGGCGAAUUCUGGAGCGGCUUUCGUCAGGAGGAUGGGCCUCAAAGUCGAUCCAGCGAAUGCACCCAAGUUGAAUCUCUUUGGGUGGAAUAUCGGCCCUCGCCAAUUACCGUCUGGCCUAGGACCUAUCUGUGCCUAUCCAAUCGUCGAUAUUCUCUCUCGUACAGAUAUGGAGUCACUGGCGGGCAUCUACUUUUCUAGAGUACACCCAUGCUAUGGCUUCAUCGAUCGUCAACAGUUUUAUGAGCGCCUGGAUGCCCGGUGGGCUUCACCCCUCACCAGAGACCCGUACGAUGGUGUUCUCAGCGGUGUCGCAGCACUAGGGUCCCUGUUCUCCGAACGGAGCGCGACGAUUACUGAAUUGAACCUAGUGGAGGCUGCCCGGUCCAUUCUUGACAUUAAUGGCUUAAGCGGCACACCUUCCGUAGAUUUUGUGACAGGCUGGACGCUUCGCGUGGUCUAUAUGCGGAUAACCGCUCCACCCCAUUCUGCAUGGAUCGCAAGUUCCACCUUGAUGCACCUCAUCGAGGCAUCGGGUCUUCACUUGGAAUCCUCCUUUGAAACAGUCCUUUCCCGCGGCACGCAGUGCAAUCAAGAUCUUCAAAGACGGCUUGUUGGCGUGGCACAGCAUUUGAAUAUGUGGAUUUCCUACGAUUUAGGUCUUUCCAGGGUGUCACUUCAAAGCAGCUUACCAUCCCUCCCGGUACCAAGGCCCGAUGAUUAUACUACCGAGCUUCUGGGUUUGCUUCCAGCAACAGCAAACCUGGACCCAGAAAAAGCACAAGAUGGCAAAGACCUUGAAUCAUCGCUUCUACAGGUCUUGAGCAGAACUCAUACAGAACCUCCCUCCGUCCUCGCCCAAUGCAAUCUUCUGCUCUGUCUCCUUCGACGCCUAUGCGCAUUACACGUCAACAUCUCGACUGUUGCGAAUGGAGAUAUCCUUUCAUUACUGAAGAAAGGUCUCCAAGCGGCACGCACUCUGGUUGUGAACUGCUGUCCGUGGCAGCAUAUAGCCAACGUACCAUUCCACACUAUUUGUAUUCUUCUCGACAUGGAUACCAAUUCAUCCCUUGAAGUGCUCCCAGAGGCUAUGCAGACCCUGAAGCUUGUUGCAUCCAGUUACAAUACCAGUACAGUAAGGGAAGCCUAUGAUACCGCGCGUUUGAUCGUUUUUCUCUAUCAGAGGCGAAGGUCUGAGGAUGCCAAAUUUCUGAGGGAUCUUUUGGACAAAUGUGAGGAGCAACCGGAGUCCAGUCUUUCUUCCCGUCAAAUUGGCUCCGCCUUCGAAGAGGUAUCGUGGCUGGAGGGUUUGAUCGCCGACAUGCCAAGUUUGCAAGGGUUCGAUCUGAGCCAGUUCUUACAGGACCAGUCACCCGGACCACCUCUAGACACUGGUCUUCCAGAGCCGACAUAUUUGCCAUAA